AUGCCUCAUGCAACCAACGAGAAUGGUAUCGUCCCAAACGGCGUCAUCAGAAACAGCGUUGUCAACGGCGUUGUCGCGAAUGGCAUCGUUAGGAGCAGUAUCGCCGAGAACAGUUUCGCAAACAACGAUCACUCCCUCCAUCAAGUCCCUCCUACUCGCCCAAGCAGUCCUCUGGCCCCAAUAGUCCCCCUCCGUGACAUCGCUGAGGCCCCUUCCCGCAGCGAAGUGCCCCUCCCCGCUGCUGUCACGACUUCACAGGCACCCUUCUUUGCUGAGUCCCCAAGAGUCAAUGGCAAUCCGAAUGGAGUCACCGAUGGACCAGUUAGCAAUGCGCCUCCUGGUGUCUAUCUAAACCCCCACCGAGAGCACCUGGGUGAGCAUAGGCUCGCGCCAGCGUUCGGCAACGGUCUUAUUCCAUCUUCCUGCACUGACAAUGUCUACGCGCCUACCCCUUACAACUCGCCAGUUACUCCAACAACUCGCAGUCCAAGAUCUACUACUCGAUUAGGCGCACGUGAAUUUGGAGGCGGCCCUAAGAAAAAGAUCAAGUUUACAAUCAAGUCUAGAUCAAGGUCUGCGAAGGAUAGGCUGCUAAGUGAUCCAGAAACGGCGGUUGGACAAGGCAACUCACCUCUUUACGAUGAGGAUGUUCUGGCUAUUCUUGAUCACGACCAUGCCAAGCCGGUUCUCGCUAAUGUCCCCACUGAUGAGGGUACUUUGGGUGAUGUUCUGUACAGUCUCGCAUCGGAGGAACUGAAGCUAGCAGCCAACGACUUUAGGCAAGAUGGCAUCUCUGGACUCAACGACGGAGACUUCCUUGAUCAGGCUUACGAGGCUCAUGUUCGGAGAGGUCGCGGUGACUUCGAGGAUAUGCUGGAGACGAAGUUCAAUACCAAGUGGGCCACGGGGGAGUGUGCGAAUGGACACUAA
Messenger RNA from Drepanopeziza brunnea f. sp. 'multigermtubi' MB_m1, 930 nucleotides. The record is from RefSeq and is a predicted model, not a curated record. Lineage: Eukaryota; Fungi; Ascomycota; Leotiomycetes; Helotiales; Drepanopezizaceae.